UGGCUUACGUAGGUUUUGUUACAUUUUAUUGUAGAAUUGUCGUCUAGCUUUACAAAAUUACAUAUGAAUUGUAACAUAGGACCUUUAUUUACUUGUCUACCUUAUACAUUUUGAUUAGUGCGUACAGACAUAUAUUUUUUCUGCCUCUUGGAAGUAAUAAAAAAUCGAGAGAUAAACUUGUAAGUUAUCUCUUCAACUUAUGGCGUCGAAAUUAUUCUGAAGGUCAGAAAAACACGCUUCGAUUCUACAAAAAGUAUUAUUUCUUGGAACAGUUCGAGAUCUACAAAUACUGACAAACAUAAGUAUAAAUUAUGUUUUAAGGCUUGGUUAAACUGCAAAGGAGGAAAGGGAAAAAAAAUGCACUUUAUGUUGGAGUAGAGAGUGCUUGCCUUUUGAUCGGAUAGGAUUUCGAUAAUAAUAUUUAAUUCAAUAAGGAAACUGAUAGCGAAGUUAUCAGGGAAUCGCGGCUCUACACACGAGCAAAGUCCACCAUUUGAACUGUAGAGUAGGCUGGAAUAUGGACUUUUAAGAUCUACCUAAACUAAAAGGUAAAAUGUAGUGCCGUAAACUAGUAGAUUAUAUUUAUAGCUACGGGAGUAUGUUUAGCAGGUGAUUUACUGCAGCAGUGACGAGUUCCACGUCACCUAACCGAGACGUUAGCACCUGCCUGCGGAUUGUCAACGGUCUACUUAAUUUAUCUAAUCAGCACGACCGCAAGUGUAGCUCGACUAGCACAAUGUAAGUGCCCACGAUAACCAUGCUAAACCUGCCUAGGCACUUCCCGAACUACUGAAUCUUACGUAUUUUCAGCGUCAGCGAUGGCGGAGUUCUAUUGAUUGCUGUUCUAUUUCUUAUUCCCCGACGCAAAACCGACGGGGUGUUUGACGUGUCCGUUUGUGUGUGUGUAUGUGUCUGUCUGUGGCAUCGUAGCUCCCAAACGGAUGAUCCGAUUUUAAUGCGGUUUUUUGGUUUGAAAGGUAUAUCAUUCGAGAGAGUUCUUGGCUAUGUUUGGUGGAAAUCGGUUCAGGUCUUCAAGUGCAUCAGGUCGUUUGUUAUAUGUGAUAGGAAUGUUACACGCUCAGUUUACUUACAAGCAUAUGUGGGAUCUGAUAUUUGAAACACUAAUGUAUUCUGGAACCACUGAGCUGGUCUGCUGUUAGGGGUCGACGAUAGGAGAUGUAACCCUGGACUGCCUUUCAGUAAACCCAUCGAGUUUAGGCUCGUUAGAUUUGUCUUAACUAGUUCUCUUUAUGUUUCUAAUUGACGAAAUGGGAUGUGGCGGAUGAAACCCUGAAAUGCCGAUAUGAAACGGAUUUUCGUAUAUCGUUUUCAGUGGUUCCAUAAUUCAAGUGGUAACUGCAUACUUUGUUUGGGUCGGGGGUGUUUUUACAUUAAAAUUAAAUACUUUUUAAAUACUUAACAGGUAGGUGAGGCAGUUCAGUGCACGUGGAUUAACCGCAAAUUCUCAGUAAGAAGUAGAAAGUUCAUAAAAUUAGUUCCUAGAAUAUUAGUCAAUCUGCCGUCAACUUUAACAAAAAAAUAUGUAUUAUAUUAUCUACCGCUUUAAAUAAUUAAAUAAUUAAAUACUAACUGCCUACAUUAGCUAGUAACUAUUACUGUAAUUGCCGAUUAGCUGAUUGUGCUCAUUACGUUACCGAUGCAGUCCACAUAAUGGCACACGAAGAUUGCUUCACAAACAAAACGAGUCUUUUAAAUAAUCGUCCAGAUAUUAUUCGUUAAGGCGAACUCUACAUUAAUCGGAGGUUUUUAAUGACAUUCCGAACAGACUAAGUAGGUAUAUAUUAAUUGUCUUGAAUCUUGAAUGUUUCACUUAUAUUUAUUGGAGUCCUAAAAUAUAGCAAUCGCUAUAUUAUAUACAAACUUUUACCUAAAUAACUUGGUAGGCAGUGGUACACGUUUGGAACCUCAUAAUCUAGAUACGUACGACUGUUCACGGUAAGUUAUACAUUACAAACCGUGUUGAUAUUGAACCUACGCUAAGCAGAAAACCCGGAACCUUUGACAAGUCAUUACUAGUGAAGUCUAGAAUGUAGCGGUGAGUAUUGUGCGUAACGUCGUUGUUGCUACAGAAAGAUCUCGAUGGGUAUCAAUGAAGCUUGUUAUGACAAACAUAAAAGUCAUGUGAUUGAAUAGCAUCGGUGUUGAGUGUUUGCCGCCAUUGCGUCGCCUGAGAGAGCGCGACGGUUGUGUAAAUAUUGUAACUGUAUUGAUUGCUGGCUUUCAGCUUUUACAGGAAGGUCAAUUGUUUCCACAUUGUUUAACGGUAAAAGAGUCACAAAUGUUGCCAGGUGAAUUCAUUAUUUAGCAUUCAAUAGAAGAAAACUUAUCGAUUAAAAUGACUUGAGCGGUAAGAAUUCCCCUUAACUUAAGCACACUUACAAAGGGAUAUAAUGGUAAGGAGUUAGUACCGCAACCACAUGCAGUGAGCUAACGGUAGAGCUCUACACAGCAGUAUGGAGCUCAUCAACUUCAUUAUAUCGUACUUCCUUACAAAGGACCUGUCUAUGCUGACGGCCUUCGUCUGCUGGAGCCAUCAGCAGUCGUGGGAGCUGCAGCGUGCGGCGCGCGCGGCGGGUCUGCGCGUGGCGCUGGCGCGGGACAGCCGGCUCGCGCCCUCCGCGCCGCUCGGCAGGUUCCGCGAGGCCGUGCUGCUGGACCUCGCCUGUCCACACGCGCAGGAUGUGCUUCAAAAGGCGUCGUGGUCCCGCGGUUUCAACUACCGUCACUCUUGGCUGCUGCUGCACAACGCGUCGUACGAGCCGGGCGCGGUGGAGGCGGCGCUGGCGGCGCACGACAUCCUGCCCGACGCGGACGUGGUGUGGGCCGCCGCCGACGCGCUGCUGGACGUGUACAAGGUGAAGCCGGGCCUGCCCACCCUGCAGACCGGCCUGGGACUGGCGCGCGACUGCUCGCGCCGCCAGCUGGCCGCGCUAUGGGCCGCGCUGCCCACCGCCGUCUCAAGACGCAGGAAUCUGCAGAACGUCUUCCUCAAGGGUGUUACCAUAAUAACGCAACCGCAGCACUUCCGCGGCUGGUCGGACCUGCACAACCGACAGAUUGACACCUUUCCCAAGCUUACCUACCCGCUCAUGAUGCUCGCCGCGCAGGAUAUGAACUUCAGAUACCAGCUGCGGCAGGUGGACCUGUACGGCGUGUCCAACAACGGCUCGUUCGACGGCAUGGUGGGUCUGCUGCAGCGGCACCGCGCCGAGCUGGGGCUGGCCUCGCUCUUCAUCCGCCCCGACCGCAUGCUCGCGCUCGACUACUUCUCCGAGACCUACGUGCUCAGGUCGCCGUUCAUCUUCCGGCAGCCGUCGCGGUCGGCGGUGUCGAACGUUUUCCUGCUGCCGUUCAGCGGCGGCGUGUGGGCGGCCAGCGGCGGCGUGGCGGCGGUGGCGGCGCUGCUGCUGGCCGCGCUGCGCCGCGCGCCCGCGCCGCCGCCCGCGCGCGCGCAGCUGCUGCACCUCACGCUGCCCGACACCUGCACCUUCGCGCUCGGCACGCUCUGCCAGCAAGGCUUCCACAUAACGCCGGCGGUGUCGUCGGUGCGCAUGGUGAUGUUCAGCACGCUGAUGACGUCACUGUUCGUAUUCACGGCCUACUCCGCCAAGAUCGUGGCCAUCCUUCAGACGCCCAGCAACGCGCUGCAGACCAUCGAUGACCUGGUGCGCUCGCCCAUGACCAUCGGCGUGCAGGAGACCACCUACAAGAAAGUCUACUUCCUUGAGAGCUCUGACGAGGCGACGCAGCAGCUGUACCGGCGCAAGAUAGUCCCGCAAGGCGAGCGCGCCUACCACAGCGUGGUGGCUGGCAUGGCGCGCGUGCGCACUGGUUUCUUCGCCUUCCUCGUGGAGCGCGCGUCGGGCUACGACAUCAUAACGCAGACGUUCACGGAGCGCGAGAAGUGCAGCCUCAAGGAGAUCGAGGCCUUCAAGCUGCCACUCGUCGCCAUCCCCAUGAGGAAGCACUCCGGCUAUCGCGAGCUCUUCGCCACCAGGUUACGUUGGCAGCGCGAGGUGGGCCUGAUGGACCGCGUGCGGCGCGUGUGGCUGGUGGCGCGGCCGCGCUGCGAGCAGCCCGGCGGGGGCUUCGUCAGCGUCGGCAUCAUCGACGUGCUGCCCGCGCUGCAGGUGCUGGCGAUAGGCGCGUCCAUAGCGGUGCUGCUGCUGUGCGCGGAGCUGGGCGUGCACGCGCUGCGCCGGCGCGCGACCACGUGCCGGCCCUGAGCGCGGGGGGGGGGGGUGCUGUGCCCGGGAAGGAGGUCUCACGCCUAGAGUAGACGAGCACAUUACUUGCUACAAGAGUGGAGUGCACCAUCGACACCAACAUGCUACGGCUGUA
Molecule: messenger RNA, 4362 nt
Organism: Trichoplusia ni (cabbage looper)
Lineage: Eukaryota; Metazoa; Arthropoda; Insecta; Lepidoptera; Noctuidae
Product: ionotropic receptor 75a-like
Exons: 12
Coding region: 2475-4247 (590 amino acids)
Cellular component (GO): membrane
Molecular function (GO): ligand-gated monoatomic ion channel activity
Source: RefSeq, a predicted model, not a curated record